This is a messenger RNA of Chlamydomonas reinhardtii, 884 nucleotides long. RefSeq lists its product as uncharacterized. The record is from RefSeq and is a predicted model, not a curated record. Bases 409 to 672 code for a protein of 87 amino acids. Lineage: Eukaryota; Viridiplantae; Chlorophyta; Chlorophyceae; Chlamydomonadales; Chlamydomonadaceae. The transcript has 2 exons.
AUGACGCGUUUUCUGGUUGUUCGUGGUCAAGAAAUGAAUGCUGGGCGACGGUAUUACUGCUGUAUGUUAUGGCAGAUAGGAAAGUAUUGGGGCGUGCUGUUGGGAGUUAGGCAGACUAUGUGGUCGAGCCCGCAUUACUGGGUGCGACGCGAAGGGUUCCUGAAGUCCACGAAUGCUGCCUGCCAUGGCGCGCAGCUUAUUAGAUGAAUCUAUACUAACUGAACAUUACUAGCGGGUCCCUCGCCAAGGCACAACAAACGUCCACAGCCCCGACAGUUUGCGCCAGUUUUGAUUUUGCAUACUUAUAUGGCACCGCAAAAGUACUAAACAAGUGCCCAAUAUCAUAAAGCCUGCAUCCAGAUGGUCUUAGAGGCGCCAGCCCCGUCCACAAGCAGCGAACAUGGCAGGAUGCCCGGGGACGCCUCUGACACGGCCGCGAUUUACGGUGCGCUCCUGAAGUUGCUCAUCGUGGACCGGCAUAUCAGAGAUCUUCACCAUCGCGACAUGCUAUCGCAACAACAAGUUCAACUGCAGGCGCCGGCAGGACCCAUGGCCGAUGACGGUGGUAGCGGUGGACAAAUGCUGCCUGGUGCUGGAGGCUUUCGGCACGCAAAGCGCCCGCUGUCCGCAGCUACAAGCAGUCUCGCGCCUCCGCCCAACGGCGCGGCUUAAGUAGCUGCAGCGGUUCUGGGUAUCGUGGCUGCUGGCAAAAUAAUGCAGUACCGUAUGUUUGUGAUGUUGCGGCAAGAGGGGGGAAAUCUGAGUGUGCACGCACGCAGACCCCAUAAAAUGCUUCCGGGCUUAACUUGGUUCCACCAACCCUCAUGUUGCUACGAUACCAUAUGCCGAGAUCUUUGCAACAAACCAUGUAACAUCUACAUGCG